UCAAGUUACUUCAAAUGCACCCAAUGUUAGGCAAAAUACUCGUCCUUUUGCUCAAAAUAAUACUCUGAAUAAUUUUCAGCCAUCAGUAUCCUGUCAAUUUUGCAAUGAUCGAUCUCAUGGGAUUUUCAAAUGUGUCAAUUUUUCAAAGAUUCCCAUCAAUCAAUGUUAUGAUGCAAUCAAAAGGAAAGGGUUGUGUUUCAAUUGCCUUAAUCCUUACACUGACAAUCACAACUGCUCUUCAAAGAGAUGCCAAAAAUGUGAUAAGCGACAUCACACUGUUCUACAUGAUUCCUUUACUAGCAAUUCAGGAGGUAAGAAUGUUGUUUCUAAUGUGAUUCAGUCUCAGAAUGAGUGCACCGUUUCUAGUGCCCAUUCAUCUUCAGCAUCAAAUUCAGUUAGUUCACAAUCUGAUAAUUCAGAAACAACAGUUGUUUCACAUGCUGCUUCAUCCAUCAUUUCUAAUAAUAAGUCAUCAGUUCAAAUAUUACCUACCGCAGAGGUUCUGGUUGUUAGUUCAAAUGGUGAAUUAAUUGCAUGUAAUGCUUUAAUGGACACAGGAAGUGAUUGUUCACUCAUCACUCAAGAGUUGGCUGAUAGAUUAGCUCUUCCUUCUCGUCAUGUAACUAAUCUGAUUAAUGGAGUGUCCAGUAUGCAAGCCAAAUCUACAGUUGUUCACUCAGUAUUAAUAAAAUCAUCUGAUCAUACUUGGUCAACGCAACAAGAAUGUAUUGUUGUUGAGAAAUUUGCCUCAUGUAUUCCUCGUGUCACAAUUGAUCUUAACUAUUACAAGAUUCCAAGCAAUAUUCGACUUGCAGAUCCAAAUUUUCAUAAAUCUAAGAAAAUUGAUAUCCUAUUGGGUAUUGACGUUUAUGCCGCAAUCAUGACUGGCAAUCAAAUUAUUGUGUCACCUGAUGUUCCAAUCCUACAAAAUACAAAACUUGGCUGGAUUGUUUUUGGCUCUUGUCAAUUACCUAAAUCAGUGUCACUCAAAAAAUCAUCUAAUCAAUUUGUUACCAAUUUUGUCUCCACAGCUGAAGUCUCCAAUCAGUUGGAAACCUUCUGGAAGCUGGAAGAAGUCUCUUCAGUUAUUCCUGUCUCUCCUGAGUGUGCUAGGGUUGAAGCACACUACAAAGAAAAUACCAUCAGGCAUGAAGAUGGUCGUUUCCAAGUGUCCUUACCUCGCAAGGAUUCAUUUGCCACCCUUGGUCAUUCAAGGACUCAAGCUAUGAAACGUUUCCAUUCAUUGGAAAAAAGAUUUCUUAAAGAACCUGAGCUCAAACCUCAAUAUGUUGAAUUUAUGCAGGAAUAUGAAGAUUUAGGUCACAUGCACCCUGUACCGCCACCAGCCCCUGAGGAACAAGUCUAUUAUAUUCCACAUCACGCUGUCUUCAAGCCCGACUCCACUACAACCAAAACAAGAGUUGUGUUUGAUGCUAGCGCCAAAACAUCAGCGCGCCCACUCAAUGCUUUGCCUUCUCAUAAGCAGAAAUUCAAACAUGUGAAUUUUCUUGCACGUUGGAAUAGACUUGCUGAAGUCACAAAGGAAUUUUGGCAACAAUGGUCUGAAGAAUAUUUAGUUACUCUUCAGAAAAGACAUAAAUGGUCUUCUUCAUCACCCAAUCUUCAAGUUGGCACUCUUGUGCUAUUGAAGGAUCCUGGGACACCACCAACACUCUGGAAGCUUGGACGUAUUACAGAGGUUUUCCCUGGCUCCGAUGACAAGGUUAGAGUCAUCCAGGUUCUAACUGAUUCUGGUGUUUUCAAACGUUCUAUUGCUAGUGUUGCACCUUUGCCAUUAGAUGAUAGCGAAUGAUGCAAAUCUCUUUAACAUAUUUUUUCUUUCUUCUUUGUUUUACAAUUCUUCUAAUUGCAAAAC
Molecule: messenger RNA, 1876 nt
Organism: Nilaparvata lugens (brown planthopper)
Lineage: Eukaryota; Metazoa; Arthropoda; Insecta; Hemiptera; Delphacidae
Exons: 2
Coding region: 548-1813 (421 amino acids)
Source: RefSeq, a predicted model, not a curated record